AUGGCGAUAAAGCCUCUGACCAAAAAGACCAAUGUCUCUUUGCCAGGAGUUCAUUCGGGGGCUAGGAAAGAUUGCUAUAGAACAACGCAGCUUAGUCGCCCAGAACUGGCCUUUGGAAAUAGACAGGGCGCAAAUAUAGUUGGAUUCGGAUGGACUAUUGGGGCUUUUGAAGGGUUGCACUGGCAGAAAGGGGUGGUGGAAGAGCUGGAGGCGCUUCUGGAGCAACAGAACACGGUAGAGAGCAAGAUGGUCACGCUUCAUCGCCUGGGGCCCAACCUGCAGCUGAUUGAGGGGGACGCCAGGCAGUUGGCUGGAAUGAUCACCUUCACUUGCAACCUGGCUGAGAACGUCAGCAGUAAAGUUCGGCAGCUUGAUCUUGCCAAGAACCGCCUCUAUCAAGCCAUCCAGCGAGCUGAUGACAUCUUGGACCUGAAGUUCUGCAUGGACGGGGUUCAAACGGCAUUAAGGAAUGAGGAUUAUGAACAAGCAGCGGCUCAUAUCCACCGCUACCUGUCUCUGGACAAAUCGGUCAUUGAGCUGAGCCGGCAGGGCAAGGAGGGCAGCGUGAUUGACGCCAACCUGAAGCUCCUGCAGGAGGCGGAGCAGCGCCUGAAGACCAUAGUGACUGAGAAAUUCGCCGUGGCCACGCAGCAAGGAGGCCUGCCGCAGGUGGGGCGGGUCUUUCAACCCAUCCUGGCCCUUCCUUCCCUGGGCUAGGUCGCUACCAAAGCCGAGGAGAACCUGGGGCUGGUGCUGGGGACGGACAUGAGUGACCGCAGGGCGGCCGUCAUCUUUGCAGACGCGCUGACUCUCCUUUUUGAAGGUAACCCCCCCGCACAGUCCGGCUCUGGCUGGCUGGCAGUGUUCCCCGAGGGCGGGGCCCGGACAGGGACCAGCAACGCUCUCCUUUCUGGCUGGGGUGGAGGGUUCUGGGCCCAGGACCUGGCUAGGGUGUUGUGCCAUCUGUGGCCAGCAGGGGGCACUGGUCUCUUCAGUUUUGGUAGGUGGGAGAGGGGCUUGCAAAGGACCAGCUGGCUCCCCCCCUCCCCCUCCCUGCGUGCAGGGCUCCUCCUGGAAUGUAUCCUUCUCGGCCACAGCUGGGCCAGGGGAGCUGUAGGUCUCUGCCUCAGACAGAAGGCAGGUGGAAACUGCCCUUUCCCUUCCCGCGCCCCUGAGGAGCGUUCUAGGGGCCCAGCCCAGUUCAUUGCAGCUGCUCUCCCUCCCUGGGGCGGGCCGGGGCAGCGCUUCCCCCUCUCGAGGCCUGCACGGCGACCUCGGCGCGGCUCAUCCUGUUCCAUGGCGGGUACUCGGCGAGGGCGGGGGCUGAGUGUGAGGCGGAGGCGCGCUUGCUGCAUUGCUUCUCCCUCUGCCCCCUGCAGGGAACUGGACCCCGUUUUAACCGAGGUCAGCCUGAUGAACGCCCGCAGCGAGCUGUACCUCCGAUUCCUCAAGAGGCGCGUCAGCUCCGACUUCGAGGUGGGCGACUCCAUGGCCCCAGAGGAGGUCAGGCAAGGUAAUCCCUCGCACGCCAGGGCGCUGGCACGGCGGGGGGCGCGGGGGCUGCUUGGAUGCGCUCGCUGGGGCGCUCCCAAGGGGCUCUGCCACAUCACCAUGGAGCAGUACUUCAUGCGGGAGACCGUCAACAAGGCCGUUGCUAUGGACACGUGUGAGAAGGGCCAGCUGACCUCCAGCAUGGUGGACGACGUCUUCUACAUCGUGAAGAAGUGCAUUGGGCGCGCCCUGUCCAGCUCCAGCAUCGACUGUCUCUGCGCCAUGAUCAACCACUCCACCGCCGAGCUGGAGUCCGACUUCAGGGAGGUUCUGUCCACCAAGCUGAGGCUGGGCUUCCCGGCCACCACCUUCCAAGACAUCCAGAGAGGGGUGACCAGCGCGGUGAGCCAGGGCAAGUUUGACACGAAAGGCAUCGAGAGCACCGACGAGGCCAAGCAGUCGUUCCUGGUGACCUUAAACAACGUGGAGGUCUGCAGCGAAAACAUCAUGACCCUGAAGAAGACGCUGGAGGGGCAUGUUCCUGGCCAAAUCCAGGGGCUGCUGCUGCAGAUGGGCACAGGGGGCGAGGGGGUUGGAGAAACUGACUCGUGUGCUCAGCCCUCGGCCGCGUCCUCUCCCCAGGAAGGACUCAGUGAGCUGAACAGCACAGCGGUCAAACCGCAGGUGAAACCCUGGAUCAACCUCUUCCUUUCCGUCUCCCAUAACAUCGAGGAGGCGGGACCCGUCCUCUCGGAAGAGUUCAACGACUACGAGGCCAACGACCCCUGGGUCCAGCAGUUCAUCAUGAACCUGGAGCAGCAAAUGGCCGAGUUCAAGCGCCUUCAGGGCAGUGGGGCCGGGGAGACCGUGCGGGGGGAGGCGUUGGCCCUGUCGGCUUUCUGCCCGCCCCCCACGAGGAGUCACGCGCUUUCCUGCUGCCCUCAGCUCGGCGGCCUGCAGUUCGACAAGGAGCUGAGGUCGCUGGUGGCCUAUCUCACCACCGUCACCACCUGGACCAUCCGGGACAAGUUUGCGCGUCUCACGCAGAUGGCGACCAUCCUCAAUCUGGAAAGGGUGACGGAGAUCCUGGAUUACUGGGGCCCCAACUCGGGCCCCCUGACCUGGCUCCUC
This is a messenger RNA of Pelodiscus sinensis (Chinese soft-shelled turtle), 2622 nucleotides long. NCBI's taxonomy places the organism in Eukaryota, Metazoa, Chordata, Testudines, Trionychidae. The record is from RefSeq and is a predicted model, not a curated record.